Messenger RNA from Acanthoscelides obtectus, 866 nucleotides. The record is from the annotation of a GenBank genome assembly. Lineage: Eukaryota; Metazoa; Arthropoda; Insecta; Coleoptera; Chrysomelidae.
AUUGAAAGUGUGUCAAUCGUAUCAAUAAGUUGUCAAAUUUCAAAAUAAAAAAGGAAAGGACAAGGAACUCCCUACAUCUUCUAAAAUAAUUAUUUCUCCUAGAUUUCGUAUAAAAUGGCUCAAAUAGGCGAGCCAUUAACACUUGCAAAAGACGUGAAGAGAUCAAUAGAACUCCUCGAAAAACUGCAAAAAAGCGGUGAAGUCCCAGCCACAAAAUUAGCUGCGCUCCAAAAGGUGCUUCAAAGCGAUUUCUUGAACGCUGUACGCGAAGUAUACGAGCAUGUCUACGAAACGUGCGAUAUUCAAGGCUCGCAAGAUGUUAGGGCUUCAGCGACGGCCAAAGCUACAAUUGCCGCGUUUGCAGCUAGCGAAGGGCAUGCCCACCCUAGAGUAGUGGAAUUGCCGAAAACAGAUGAAGGAUUGGGCUUCAAUGUUAUGGGAGGCAAGGAACAGAACUCGCCCAUUUAUAUUUCCAGGAUCAUUCCUGGUGGGGUUGCUGAUAGACAUGGAGGUUUGAAGAGAGGUGACCAACUUCUCAGUGUCAAUGGAGUGUCUGUGGAUGGAGAAAACCAUGAGAAGGCAGUGGAACUACUGAAGCAAGCCCAUGGAUCUGUCAAACUAGUGGUGAGGUAUACUCCAAAAGUUUUGGAAGAAAUGGAAUUAAGAUUUGACAAACAGAGAGCCAGAAGAAGACAGCAACAAUUCAAUUAAUGCUUUUCAUAAACUCAUAUGUGCAUUUAUUUUAUUGACUGUAUGUGUUAUGUUUUAAUUUAAUUCUAGAAGCUAUGUUAGUUUAAUUGUCAUUUUUUAAGACUAUCGUGUAAUUUGAAUAUGAAGUAUUAAACAAAGAAUAUUAAAAAUUAAAG